This is a messenger RNA of Vigna unguiculata (cowpea), 2892 nucleotides long. RefSeq lists its product as uncharacterized. The record is from RefSeq and is a predicted model, not a curated record. Lineage: Eukaryota; Viridiplantae; Streptophyta; Magnoliopsida; Fabales; Fabaceae.
AUGAUAUUAGAUGCAGCAGUAGGUGGAACAAUGAUGAGUGUAGAUGCGGAGCAAGCAACAAGAAUCAUUGAGGCAUUGGCAUCCACAAAUCAUCAAGCUCAGCAUAAUAGGCAAACUGUUCAGAGGAAGGGAGUGCUUGAUCUUAGUACUACAGAUGCGAUCUUAGCUCAAAAUAAGAUUCUGACUCAACAGAUUGAAGCACUGACGAAGCAAAUGUCUAAAUUACCAGAGCAGUUGCAAGUUGUGCAAUCUUCUCCUAGUCAACAACCCAUGAGAUGUGACUUCUGUGGAGGAGAUCAUCCAAAUGGUCAUUGUUCUUAUCAGAGUAGCUCACAAGGAGAAGUUCAAUAUGUGAGCAACCAAGGAAGACCAGGAAAUUUCUCCAACAAUAACAACUUUUCACAGGGGUGGAGAAACAAUCCAAAUCAGAAUUUUGGAUGGAAACAAGAUGCUGGUCCUUCAAACAGACAACCUCCUUAUCAACAACAGCAACAACAUUAUCCUUCGGUGCAUGACAGAACAAAACUGGAGGAUACUUUAGAAAAGUUUAUGCAAGCUUCUUUGACUAAUCAGAAAAAUACAGAAGCUUCAAUCAGAAAUCUCGAAACACAGAUUAACAUCCCUUUCGUGGAGGCUAUGGAGCAGAUGCCGACAUAUGCAAAAUUCAUGAAAGAGCUCCUAACAAAAAAAAGAAGAUUCUCUGAAGAGACACAAGACUACAAGCCUGUAGCACAGCCUCAACGGCGAUUGAAUUCAACCAUGAAAGAGGUGGUCAAGAAAGAAGUAAUGAAGUUACUUGAUGCAUGUAUGAUCUAUCCAAUCUCCGACAGUGCCUGGGUCAGCCCGGUCCAGGUAGUUCCAAAAAAAAGAGGUAUGACUGUUAUUUGUAAUGAUAAAAAUGAAUUAAUUCCUAUUAGAACAGUCACAGGUUGGAGAAUGUGUAUAGAUUAUAGAAAAUUAAAUCAGGCCACUAGGAAAGAUCAUUUUCCUUUGCCUUUCAUGGAUCAAAUGCUAGAAAGGUUAGCAGGGCAAGCAUUCUAUUGUUUUCUGGAUGGAUAUUCUGGUUAUAAUCAAAUUGCAGUGGAUCCAGAAGACCAAGAAAAAAUUGCUUUUACUUGUCCCUUUGGUGUGUUUGCUUACAGGAAAAUGCCUUUUAGAUUGUGUAACGCACCAGCAACCUUUCAACGAUGCAUGCUUGCAAUUUUCUCUGAUUUGGUGGAAAAAUGCAUAGAAGUCUUUAUGGAUGACUUUUCUGUAUUUGGUGCUUCAUUUGAUCAAUGCCUGGAAAACUUAAACAUCGUACUAAAACGGUGUGUUGAUACCAAUCUGGUUUUGAAUUGGAAAAAAUGCCAUUUUAUGGUAACUGAAGGUGUGGUUCUGGGCCACAAAAUCUCUGCUAAAGGUAUUGAAGUUGAUAAAGCUAAAGUGGAGAUCAUUGAAAAGUUGCCACCACCCAAACAUGUGAAGGGUAUCAGGAGUUUUCUAGGCUACGCUGGGUUCUACAGACGAUUCAUCAAAGAUUUCUCCAGAAUUGCCAAACCACUCAGCAAUCUGCUUAACAAGGAUACACCCUUUAAUUUUGCUGUUGAAUGUUUGCAUGCAUUUGAAUUGUUAAAACAGAAAUUGGUUUCAGCUCCUGUGAUAAUUGCUCCUGAUUGGAAUUUAGGCUUUGAGUUAAUGUGUGAUGCAAGUGACUAUGCCAUAGGAGCAGUUUUAGGACAGAGGAAAUCCAAAGUUUUUCAUGCUAUACACUAUGCUAGCAAAGUCCUUAAUGAAGCUCAAAUUAAUUAUGCAACAACUGAAAAGGAAUUGCUAGCUAUAGUUUAUGCAUUGGAAAAAUUUAGAGCAUAUUUGAUUGGUUCAUCUGUCACUGUAUAUACUGAUCAUGCUGCAAUUAAAUAUUUGUUAACCAAAUCUGAUUCAAAACUAAGACUAAUUAGAUGGAUCUUAUUGUUGCAGGAAUUUGAUUUGGUGAUUAAGGACAAAAAGGGAAGUGAAAACUUUGUAGCUGAUCAUUUGUCUAGAUUGGUGAAUACUGAGGUGACCAACACUCAAUCAGAGGUGCAGGAGGAGUUUCCUGAUGAAAAAUUGAUGAUGGUGCAAGAAAGGCCAUGGUUUGCUGACAUGGCCAAUUUCAAAGCUGCAGGGGUCAUACCUGAAGAUUUUAAUUGGCACCAGAAGAGGAAAUUCCUGAAAGAUGCACACCAAUAUGUGUGGGAUGAUCCUCAUUUGUUCAAAAUUGGAGCUGAUCAAUUGUUGAGAAGGUGUGUAUCCAAUGAUGAGACCAAUGGACAAGCGGAGGUGUCAAACAGGGAAAUCAAGCGUAUUCUAGAGAAGAUUGUGGCAUCUUCAAGAAAAGAUUGGUCAAUGAAGUUGGAUGAUGCACUCUGGGCCUACAGAACUGCUUAUAAAUCUCCCACAGGUUUAUCCCUAUUCCAGCUGGUAUAUGGUAAGUCAUGUCACAUACCGGUUGAACUGGAACACAAGGCAUUUUGGGCCUUGAAAUUCUUGAAUUUUGAUCCAAAGGCAGCAGGAGAAAAGAGAAAAUUACAGCUACAAGAAUUGGAAGAAAUGAGACUCAGCGCUUAUGAGUCCUCUAAGCUCUACAAGGAAAAGAUGAAAGCGUAUCAUGACAAGAAAAUUCUCAAAAGAGAAUUUUAUCCUGGUCAAUCAGUGUUAUUAUUCAAUUCCAGGUUGAGGCUAUUCCCUAGAAAGCUAAAAUCAAAGUGGUCAGGACCAUUUCUUGUCAAAAAUGUGAGACCUUAUGGAGCCAUUGAACUAGAGGAUCCUGAAUCUAAAAGGAGCUGGGUUGUAAACGGGCAAAGGUUGAAGCCCUAUCUUGGUGGUGAGAUUGAUAGGCUCGCCACAAUCAUUCAACUGGAUGAACCUUAA